Chara braunii is the source of this 2217-nucleotide messenger RNA. The record is from the annotation of a GenBank genome assembly. NCBI's taxonomy places the organism in Eukaryota, Viridiplantae, Streptophyta, Charophyceae, Charales, Characeae.
ACUAGGAGGAUUGAACCUGCUGAGGUAGAGGAGAUAGCGGAGAUUUGGGGAGUGUGAUCGCAUAUCACGAUGUAUACCAAUGGAGGUAACAACAGUGGUAACAUGAACGCAGGCGGGAUGAGUGGGAACGACAACAACAGAAAUUGGGGAGGCCGGCAAGGCGGUCCAGUAUGCUACGAAUGUGGGAAGACCGGGCACAUAGCCCGCGAUUGCUGGUCAAAACGGGGUAAACCGGUACAGCACGAGGACGAGAUACACGUCUUCGUACGUGACCUGAUGAAGGAAAAAGAAGAGAAACGGAAACGGGAAGAGGAGGAAGAACGACAACGGGCGAAAGAAGAAAAGGAGAGAAAACGAGAGCUGGAUAUGGCUCGGAGGACAGAGGAGAUCAGGAUGCAAUUACAGGCAGAGAUUGCGGAAAAAUGGAGAAGACAGCAAGAGGAGGUUGCAGAGAAGACAAGAGGAACCAAGAUGGAGGUGAAAUGUACCAGCCCGAAUAUCUCACCGGACAGCAAAACAGCAAUGAAGACAAAGGAGAGGAAGAAGAAGGCGAAGAAGUCGACGAGGAAGCAGAAAGGGAAGAAGAGGAUUCUUGCGUCUUCUUCGAGCUCGUCAGAAUCAGGGGAAGAAAGCAGCGAAUCAACAUCUGAGGACUCGUCAGACACAAAAGGAGAGGCACUACGCUUGGUCAAGCUAUUACGAGAGAAGAAACAGAAGGCGAAGUCAAGUUGCAAGCAGACAAAGAAGAAAGACACUAGGAGAACGCCAAUGAGGACAUACGAAAAGGGAGAGUCGUCAAAGCGGGCUACGAUGCCAGGUUCUCCGACGAGGACAGGAGGGCUCGAAUCCAGAACUCCACUUUCUGUCGGAUACAAGGGUGUUAGUGCAGGCUGCUCACAAGAAGGCUUCGUCGAUUAUACAUUUGCAGUUUUGAAGCAGUACUCUACGAAGAAGGUACCAGACCUCAGAGAAAUGUGUGACAAGUAUGGGAUCAAGGUGACGUUAUUGCUAGGACUGGCCGGAGAAAUCAAGUGGAUGGAUACAUACAUCGACAAGCUCGAAGUUAGUGAGGACACUUUGUAUUUGAAGACCGGAGGAACAUACAUCAUCAUGAGCCCAUGGUCCAAACGAGCCUAUGUCGGCUACACAGCGCGACCGAUCAUUCAGAGGUGGAAACAACACGUACUUGCAGCCAGAUCGAAGUCACUAGGCAAGUCGCCACAACUCUAUCGAUGGAUGAGACAAUUCGGGAUUGACAAUUUUGUGAUCAUACCGAUCAGACAUACAACAGAAGCAGACGACUACGCGUUCGAGAGGCAUCUGAUUCGCGAUCUUUCAUCGAGCCUCAAUACGCUUGGGACAAGAGCACGGGAGGCACGGAGAUCACGACGACGGAAGGGCAGGCGAGAGAGGAAGAACCGGGGUGAUAAGAAGGGAGGGAGAAGAGUGGUCAAAUUUGUCACUAACGACGGACCACGAACGUCGUUACUGAACUGGCUAGACGAGUUGCAAGAGAAGAAGAUAGGACCGUGCGAAGUGGAGAUCGUGGCAGGGACGAGUUGGGGUGAUGAUUGGAAGACGAUCGUCUCAAAAUUUUUGGUCCGUACGACGCCGAUUUUGAUGGAACGACGGAGUCCAGACGAUCCUAGGUUAGAUAUAGGCGGGGCAAACAUCACAGAGUUCCUAAUAGCCUACGAGAACCUGGCUGCGUUACUAAAAUGGAGUGAAGAGGAAAAGAUGAAUCACCUAGGACAGCAUGUGUCGCUGAGCCUAGGGCGAGACAUAAUGGCUAUCGUUGCCGCGAGCAGGUCUUGGAAGGAGACUCGGGAUGUGAUGAUGAGGAAGUAUGUGGUGGCAGAAAAGAUGGCAACAGAAGCCAAGCUAGCGGCAGUACAAAGGAAGAACUUCGCCACAUACAAUGACUUCCUGAGAGAAUUCACCCUGGUGGCGCUAAGGAUCCCCGGGGUAACGGACCGAAUAAUGAGCAAGUAUUUCCUCAGGCAGUUCUUUGAGUUCGAUAAGGACAAAAUUUUGUCAGCAUACCAGCAGACGAGCAAAUCCGUAAAUACGAGGGAUGCUGAUUUCAGUACCGUAACAGACCUUGCCGAGAAAACGGUAGUAACCGAGUCAUUGGCCUUGCUUAAGGAAGAAGAAGUCAUAGAUCUGAGUGGAUCAGGGAAGAAACCUUAAAAGCGAGAAUGAAAUUCGGCAACGAAA